AUGGAGACACUGAACGGCCCCGCGAGCGGCGGCGCCCCGGACACGAAGCCGCAGCCGCCCGGCCAGCACCACCGCCACCACCACCUCCACCCGCUGGCUGAGAGGCGGCGGCUGCACCGCGCACCCUCGCCCGCCAGACCCUUCCUCAAGGACCUGCACGCCCGGCCCGCCGCGCCCGGUCCGGCCCCGGCCGGCCCGUCCUCCGGCCGAGCCCCGGCGCCCGCCGCACCGCGCUCGCCCAACCUCGCGGGCAAGGCGCCGCCCUCGCCGGGGCCCCCGGCCGCGCCCGGCCGCCUCUCCCGGCGUAGCGGCGGCGUCCCCGGCACGAAGGACAAACCACCGCCGGGCGCCGGGGCCAGGGCAGCGGGCGGCGCCAAGGCUGCCUUGGGAACCAGGAGGGUGGCGCGCGCGGCGCCCGCUGAGCCGCUGCCCCGGGCGGGGAAGUCUCCCGGGGCGGAGCCGCUGCCCGCCGCUGCCAAGGGCCGCAAAGCCAAGCGCGGCUCCGGGGCGGCCCCCGCGCGCACCGUUGGCCCCACGGCCUCGGCCGCCCGGAUCCCCGCCGUGACCCUCGCCGUGACCUCGGCAGCCGGCUCCCCGGCCCGAGGCUCGCGCAUCAGCCACACGGACAGUAGCUCCGACCUCUCCGACUGCCCCUCCGAACCCCUGUCGGACGAGCAGCGCCUGCUUCCAGCAGCCAGCAGCGACGCCGAGUCCGGCACGGGCUCCAGCGACCGAGAACCCCCGCGGGGAGCGCCCACGCCGAGCCCCGCAGCCCGGGGGGCGCCGCCGGGUAGCCCCGAGCCCCCGGCGCUCCUCGCCGUGCCCCCAGCCGCCGGCGCUUGUCUCGGGGGCCGGAGCAGCCCGGGCGGGGUUUCCGCGGGGUCCCCGGGGCCAGGCUCAGCGGAGGAUGCCCGGGGCCGCGGGCCGCCCGAGCGACCGGUUCCCGGGACCCCCAAGGAGCCCAGCCCGGGCGAGCAGCCGCGGCUUGUACCGGCGGUGGAGGAAGAGGAGCUGCUGCGGGAGAUGGAGGAGCUGCGCUCGGAGAACGACUAUCUCAAGGAUGAGUUAGACGAACUCCGUGCUGAAAUGGAAGAAAUGAGAGACAGUUAUUUAGAGGAAGAUGUUUACCAGCUGCAGGAACUUCGGCGAGAACUGGACCGUGCUAAUAAAAACUGCCGAAUCCUGCAGUACCGUCUCCGGAAAGCAGAGCAGAAAAGCCUGAAAGUGGCCGAGACAGGGCAGGUGGAUGGCGAGCUCAUCCGAAGCCUGGAGCAGGACUUGAAGGUGGCCAAGGACGUGUCUGUCAGGUUGCACCAUGAACUCGAGACGGUGGAGGAGAAGCGCACUAAAGCUGAGGACGAGAAUGAAACUCUGCGACAGCAGAUGAUCGAAGUGGAAAUAUCCAAACAGGCGCUCCAGAACGAGCUGGAGAGGCUGAAGGAGAGUUCCCUGAAAAGACGAGGCAGCCGGGAAACGUACAAAGAGAAGAAAACCUUUAACCAGGAUGACAGUGCCGAUUUGAAGUGCCAGCUUCAGUUUGCCAAAGAGGAAGCCUCCCUGAUGCGCAAGAAAAUGGCCAGGCUAGGACGGGAGAAGGACGAGCUGGAACAGGAGCUCCAGAAGUACAAGUCCCUCUACGGCGACGUGGACAGCCCCCUCCCCACGGGGGAAGCGGGUGGGCCCCCCAGCACCCGCGAGGCCGAGCUGAAGCUGCGGCUGAAGCUGGUGGAGGAGGAAGCCAACAUCUUGGGCCGAAAGAUCGUGGAGCUGGAGGUGGAGAACCGCGGCCUCAAAGCGGAGAUGGAGGACGCGCGAGGCCAGCACGAGCGAGAGGGGCUGGGCCGGGACCCUGCGCCCGGCAUUCCUACCUCACCCUUCGGCGACUCCGUGGAGUCCUCCGCAGAGCUGCGCCGCCACUUGCAGUUUGUGGAGGAGGAGGCGGAGCUGCUCCGCAGGUCCAUAUCCGAGAUCGAGGACCACAACCGGCAGCUGACACACGAGCUGAGCAAGUUCAAGUUUGAGCCUCGCCAGGAGCCGGGGUGGCUCGGGGAGGGAAAGGGUGCCGGGGCCGGGGCGCCCCUGCAGGAGGAGCUGAAGUCGGCCAGGCUGCAGAUCAGCGAGCUGAGCGGGAAGGUGCUGACGCUGCAGCACGACAACCGCGUGCUGCAGUCCAGCGUCCAGCGCUGCGACCUGGCCAUGCCCCUGGGGCCGCGCGCCCCGAGCCCCCGGGACAGCGAUGCGGAGAGUGAUGCGGGCAAGAAGGAGAGCGACGACGGGGAGGAGGGCCGCCUGCCCCAGCCCAGGCGGGAGGGCCCUGUAGGUGGCGAGAGCGACUCAGAGGAGACGUGUGAGAAGACUUCGGGCUUCGGGAGCGGGAAGCCGUCGGAGGCCAGCGAGCCAUGCCCCGUGGAGCUCCUGAAGGCCCGCGAGGACUCUGAGUGCCUGGUGACCAUAAAGCACGAGGCCCAGCGGCUUGAGCGGACCGUGGAGCGGCUCAUCACGGACACCGACAGCUUCCUCUGCGACACGGGGGCCGCCUUGGAGCCUGGCGUCCAGCGCGAGCGUGCCCAGGACGAGCCCCACUUGCUGGGCACCAUCAACGCGAAGAUGAAGGCUUUCAGGAAGGAACUGCAGGCCUUCCUGGAGCAGGUGAACCGGCUGGGGGACAGCCUCUCGCCCUUGCCCCACCUCACAGAGUCCUCCAGCUUCCUCUCCACUGUGACCUCCGUGUCCCGGGACUCCCCCAUCGGGAACCUGGGGAAGGAGCUGGGCGCAGACUUGCAGUCCAGACUGAGAGAGCAGCUAGAGUGGCAGCUCGGUCCGGCCCGGGGGGACGAGCGGGAGAGCUUGCGCCUUCGAGCCACAAGGGAGCUGCACCGCCGCGCCGAUGGGGACGCCGGGAGCCACGGGCCAGGAGGCCAGAGCUGCUUCAGCCUGGAGAUGGAGGAGGAGCACCUCUACGCCUUGAGGUGGAAAGAACUGGAAAUGCACAGCCUGGCCUUGCAGAACACCCUGCACGAGCGAACCUGGAGUGACGAGAAGAAUCUGAUGCAGCAGGAGCUCAGGUCACUGAAGCAGAACAUUUUCCUCUUCUACGUCAAACUCAGGUGGCUGCUGAAGCACUGGCGGCAAGGCACGCAGAUGGAGGAGGAAGGGGAGGAUCUCACCGAGGGCGAGCAUCCAGAGACCCUCCCUGGGCUCGGCGAGCUUGGAGUCCAGGGGGGUCACCAGGCAGGCGGCCCAGACCGGGAUGAUGGCGAUCGCAGCUGUGGCUUCCCGGUGGGGGAGCAUCCCCCGCACUCCCCGGUGCAGACUGGAGACCAUGGCUCGCGGCUGCAGACCGUGGACAGGGGACAGCUCCACAGGCAGGUGGUGGAAAACCAGCAGCUGUUCAGCGCCCUCAAGGCCUUGCUGGAGGACUUCCGCUCGGAGCUGCGCGAGGACGAGCGUGCCCGGCUGCGGCUGCAGCAGCAAUACGCCAGCGACAGGGCGGCCUGGGACGUGGAGUGGGCCAUGCUCAAGUGCCGCCUGGAACAGCUGGAAGAGAAGACGGAGAACAACUUGGGAGAACUAGGCUCUUCUGAGAGCAAAGGAAUCUUGAAGAAGGAGAGGGAGGUGCACCAGAAGCUCCUGGCCGACAGCCACAGCCUGGUCAUGGACCUGCGCUGGCAGAUCCAUCACAGCGAGAAGAACUGGAAUCGGGAGAAGGUGGAACUUCUCGACCGCCUGGACAGAGAUCGGCAGGAGUGGGAGCGGCAGAAGAAGGAACUCCUGUGGAAGAUAGAGCAGUUGCAGAAAGAGAACAGUCCCCAGAGAGGCGGCAGUUUCCUCUGUGAUCAAAACGAAGGCAGCACUCGCCCCUUUCUCCACCAGGGGAGCCUCCGCAUGCCCCACCCUGCAGCACUGUGGCCCUGCGCAGACGCCGACUCCAUCCCGUUUGAAGACCGGCCGCUGUCCAAGCUGAAGGAGUCAGACAGGUGCUCGGCCAGUGAGAACCUCUACCUGGACGCCUUGUCCCUGGAUGACGAGCCAGAGGAGCCGCCACCCCGCCGGCCUGAGAGGGACUUCAGGAACUGCCUCCCUGAGGAAGAAGAAAAUCACAAGGGAAAUCUUCAAAGGGCAGUGUCUGUGUCCUCCAUGUCCGAGUUUCAGCGCCUGAUGGACAUCUCCCCCUUCCUGCCUGAGAAGGGGCUGCCAUCCACCAGUGCCAAGGAGGAUGUUACCCCACCCCUGUCUCCUGACGACCUCAAGUACAUCGAGGAGUUCAACAGCAAGAGCUGGGACUACACGCCCCCCAGGGGCCAUGGCGGGGCUGGGACCGAGAGGCCUCCAGACCUCUGGGCAGACAGGACCGAGGUAGGGCCGACAGGGCACGAGGCCACCACGGAGCCUUUCCCCGACUCCUCCUGGUACCUGACCACGAGCGUCACCAUGACGACGGACACCAUGACCAGCCCAGAGCACUGCCAGAAGCAGCCGCUGAGGAGCCACGUCCUCACUGAGCAGUCCGGGGUGCGCGUGCUGCACAGCCCGCCUGCCGUGCGCAGGGUGGACAGCAUCGCCACGGUGGGCAACGAGGGUCCCUUUCCCACAAGCAGAGCCAGAGGGAGCCUGGGAGACGCCAAGGGGGGCCCUCUGGAACCCAUGCUCAGCAGGUGGCCUUGCACUCCCCCUAGACACCCCAGAGACUACGUGGAAGGGGCAUGGCGCCCCCUUGAUAGCCCCCUCUGUGCCUCCCUGGGGUUUGCCUCCCCUCUGCACAGCCUGGAGAUAUCCAAGAACAUGAGUGAUGACAUGAAGGAGGUGGCCUUCUCCGUCAGGAAUGCCAUCUGCUCUGGUUCCACCAAGCCGCAAGUCAAGGACAUGGCCUGCCAGACCAACGGGUCCCGGACGAUGGGGACACAGACCACCCAGACCAUCAGCGUGGGCCUGCAGACUGAAGCCCUGCGUGGCAGUGGUGUCACCAGCAGCCCCCACAAGUGUCUCACGCCAAAGGCAGGGGGCGGUACCACGCCCGUGUCGUCUCCUUCCCGCAGCCUUAGGAGCAGGCAGGUGGCCCCUGCCAUCGAAAAGGUACAGGCCAAGUUUGAACGCACAUGCUGCUCCCCCAAGUAUGGUUCUCCCAAGCUGCAGAGAAAGCCCCUCCCCAAAGCUGACCAGCCAAAUAACAGGACCUCACCAGGGAUGGCCCAGAAAGGGUACAGCGAGUCGGCCUGGGCCCGCUCCACCACCACGAGGGAGAGCCCCGUGCACACCACCAUCAAUGACGGCCUCUCCAGCCUCUUCAACAUCAUCGACCACAGCCCCGUGGUGCAGGACCCCUUCCAGAAGGGGACGCGGGCCGGCAGUCGGUCUCGCUCGGCAGAACCGCGACCAGAGCUGGGCCCAGGCCAGGAAACGGGCACUAGUUCCCCAGGAAGGUCGCCCAGCCCCAGUGGGGUGGGCUCAGAGAUGUGCAGGGAGGACGGGGGAGAGGGCACGCCUGUGAGGCAGGACUUAUCCGCGCCGCCUGGCUACACGCUCGCGGAGAACGUGGCCCGGAUCCUCAACAAGAAGCUGCUGGAGCACGCCUUAAAGGAGGAGAGGAGGCAGGCCGCCCACGGCCCCCCAGGUCUUAACAGCGACAGCCACUCGCUGGGGGACGCGGCUGAGCCAGGGUCCAUGGAGAACCAAACUGUCUUACUAACUGCCCCCUGGGGACUCUAG
Propithecus coquereli (Coquerel's sifaka) is the source of this 5706-nucleotide messenger RNA. RefSeq names its product microtubule crosslinking factor 1 (gene MTCL1). Gene Ontology annotation, biological process: microtubule bundle formation; establishment or maintenance of epithelial cell apical/basal polarity; regulation of autophagy. The transcript is spliced from 14 exons. Gene Ontology annotation, molecular function: microtubule binding. Gene Ontology annotation, cellular component: lateral plasma membrane; midbody; microtubule bundle. The coding region runs from base 1 to 5706 and encodes 1901 amino acids. NCBI's taxonomy places the organism in Eukaryota, Metazoa, Chordata, Mammalia, Primates, Indriidae. The record is from RefSeq and is a predicted model, not a curated record.